GCAAACUGCUUCCAGGUCUUCAUUUAAACUAAAGAGAAAAAGAUGAAAUAUGAAAAUCUACUUGAUGAAACUGGAGGUUUUGGGAGAUUCCAGAUUUGCAUUGUUAUUCUUAUUAAUCUGCCUGGCAUAAUUACCCCCUGGCAUUUUCUGCUCAACAAUUUUAUUGCAGCAAUACCUUCUCACCGCUGCAAUUUCUUGGCUAAAGAAAAUGACAGCAUCUUUGGAAACCUCACUGAAGACCAGAAGACGGUUCUCCAUAUCCCUGUAGAGCUCAGCGGGUCAGUCAGCUCCUGCAAGAUGUUCUCGGAACCACAGUUUGCUCUUCUUAACAACAUCUCCUCUGAGGCUGAAAAUGCAUCCUCCGCCAUUACUGACUGUCAAUAUGGGUGGACUUAUGACACAUCCAAGUUCUCCUCAACCAUAGCAACUGAGUGGGACUUGGUUUGUGACAAGAAAGGCCUCAAUCAAGCAACUGCCACUUUCUUUUUCAUUGGUGUCAUGCUGGGAGCAGUAGCAUUCGGCUACCUUUCAGACAAAUUUGGAAGAAAGACAAUGCUUUUAGUUUCCUACAUACUCUCAUUUAUAUUUGGACUGGCCAGUGCAUUCUCAGUCUCCUACGUGAUGUUUGCCAUUUUGAGGUUUCUCACUGGAAUGUCGUUUGUUGGAAUAUCAAUCAUCUCAAUUGUCUUGUGUAUUGAAUGGGUUGAUAUUAAACACAGAACUCUGGUUGGUGUCUUUGGCAGUAUGGCCUGGACCACUGGCUGUGUUCUACUAGCACUAAUUGCCUACCUCAUCCGAGACUGGAGAUGGCUUCUCUUGGCUGUCACGUUUCCUCUUUUGAUAGCCUGUGUCAUUUGGUGCUGGAUUCCUGAAUCUGGAAGAUGGUACCUGGUGAAUGGCAAGGUGAACGAGGCCCACAAAUGCCUCACAAAAUGUACACAGGUCAACAAGGGGAAGAAUUUCAGAUGCAGAAUAACUCCAGAGAUGCUGGCUACAGUUGUGAAACUGGAGGAAAAAUCCAAGAAUUACACCUACUGGGAUUUAGUCAGAACUCCAAAGCUAAGGAGGAUCAGUGCAUGCACAGGAAUUGUGUGGUUUGGCGUGGCCUUUACGUAUUAUGGAUUAAGUCUGAACAUUAGCGGUUUGGGUGUGAGCAUUUACAUGACGCAAUUCAUCUACGGUGCUAUCGAAGUCCCCUCAAAAUGCUUUGUGUACCUCAUACUGGACAAGAUUGGCAGAAGGCGAUGUCAAGCAUGGACCCUGAUUUUCACUGCAGCAUGUAUAGCCAUUAAUAUGUUCAUUCCCACAGGCAAGGAGAUUACUCGCACCGUCAUAGCAAUACUUGGCAAGUUUUUUUCCGAGGCUUCCUUUAGUAUUGUCUAUCUUUACACAACGGAGCUCUUCCCUACAGUUAUCAGGCAAAAUGGAAUGGGCUUCACUUCUUUUAUGGCUCGCCUGGGAGUAGCAGUGGCUCCUCUGGUGAUACUGCUGGAAGAUGUCUGGAGGUUACUCCCCCCCAUCAUAUUCUCCUCGAUUGCCGUCUUAUCUGCAUUGGUAGCCUUCCUCCUGCCAGAAACCCAAAAUAUCAGAUUGCCUGAAACAAUUGAGGAUGUUGAACAAACAAGGAAACUUUCGGCUGAAUCAACGGCACAAGAUGCCGUUGCACUGAAACCCCUGAACUGUGACUUCAAGCAAAAUUCUUAA
Messenger RNA from Erpetoichthys calabaricus (reedfish), 1704 nucleotides. It is a transcript of the gene slc22a7b.1, whose product is annotated as solute carrier family 22 member 7b, tandem duplicate 1. Gene Ontology annotation, molecular function: transmembrane transporter activity. Lineage: Eukaryota; Metazoa; Chordata; Cladistia; Polypteriformes; Polypteridae. The transcript has 10 exons. The coding region runs from base 43 to 1704 and encodes 553 amino acids. The record is from RefSeq and is a predicted model, not a curated record. Gene Ontology annotation, biological process: transmembrane transport. Gene Ontology annotation, cellular component: membrane.